AUGUAUUACAUGAACGAGAAGGGCGAGCGGGUGUACACGCUCAAGAAAACCGCCCCGGAUGGAACGCCGACGCAAUCGGCGCACCCGGCGAGAUUUUCGCCGGAUGAUAAGUUUUCGAAGCAACGAGUCGCGCUGAAGAAGCGGUUUUCACUUUUGCCGACGCAACAACCGGAGGUUGAUUUCUAG
Molecule: messenger RNA, 186 nt
Organism: Ostreococcus lucimarinus CCE9901
Lineage: Eukaryota; Viridiplantae; Chlorophyta; Mamiellophyceae; Mamiellales; Bathycoccaceae
Exons: 2
Coding region: 1-186 (61 amino acids)
Biological process (GO): positive regulation of telomerase RNA localization to Cajal body; ribosome biogenesis; snRNA pseudouridine synthesis
Cellular component (GO): box H/ACA snoRNP complex; box H/ACA telomerase RNP complex
Molecular function (GO): box H/ACA snoRNA binding; telomerase RNA binding
Source: RefSeq, a predicted model, not a curated record